UGACAGGGAGUCGGGGGGCGUCCGGUGACAUGAGGGUCCUUCGGCUGCCAUAUCGCGGUUGGCCGCAGGGGGAGCCGGGCACGGGCGUUCAACCCCCGGCGCAUUUCGCCCCACCAAGUUACUGAGGCACGGUUGGCGGUCUCGUUCGUUGGACGAGCCCGGAGGGGAGCAGAGCGUGAACCUCUGAAGCGGCCGAGCCCCCCAACCCCAUCGCGUUCCCUCCGACAGCGGGGUCGAACACGGCUGCAGCGAAUGGACGGCCGUCCGCCGGCGCGCUACCCACGGCCGAGUUUCUGCACGCUGCCGGAACCUAGGUGCCGCAGCCCUUGCGGCAGGGCGGAGGAUGAGGGGCGACGGCGCUGCUGAUACAGGAAACGGAAACUGUUCGCGCUUUCGAUGGGUAUCUGUGGAGCGGGCGGCACAGGCGAGGAAAGUGGCCGUUUCCAUGGAGACGCAGCUUCAAAGCAUCUUCGAGGAGGUGGUGAAAACUGAAGUAAUUGAGGAAGCAUUUGCUGGUAUGUUUAUGGACACAGCUGAAGAUGAAAGAACCAAGCUGAUCAGUUGUCUCGGAGCAUUUAGACAACUCUGGGUGACACUCCCUCAGGAAUCACAUGAACAGUGUGUGCAGUGGAUUGUUCGCUUCAUCCAUGGACAACACAACCCCAAGAGGAUUUCUUUUCUGUAUGAUUGCUUGGCUAUGGCAGUUGAAAAUGGACUGCUACCACCCAGACUGGUCUGUGAAUCCCUAAUCAACUCUGAAAGUCUGGAAUGGGAGAGAAUGCAGCUUUGGGCUCUAACAUUUAAACUGAUUCGAAAAAUAAUAGGAGGUGUUGACUACAAGGGUGUAAGAGAUCUGUUGAAAGCAAUUUUAGAGAAAAUGCAAACUAUUCCCAACACCGUCAGCUCCGCUGUUGUACAGCAGUUGCAAACAGCCAAAGAUGUUGUGGCAUAUAUCCUGGACAGAAACGCUUGUCUUUUGCCGGCAUAUUUUGCAGUUACUGAGAUUAGGAAGCUUUAUCCUGAAGGAAAAUUGUCUCAUUGGUUGCUAGGCAACUUGGCUUCUGAUUUUGUGGACAGCUUUAGACCCACGGCACGAAUAAACUCCAUAUGUGGACGUUGCAGUCUUUUGCCUGUAGUGAACAACUCUGGUGCAAUCUGUAACUCCUGGAAAUUGGAUCCAGCAACUCUUCGUUUUCCUUUGAGAGGACUCUUGCCCUAUGACAAGGACCUUUUUGACCCACAGACUGCCCUACUGAGAUAUGUUUUAGAACAGCCUUAUUCCAGAGACAUGGUCUGCAACAUGCUAGGUCUAAACAAGCAGACCUUGAACAUUGCUCAGCACAAACAACGUUGCCCAGUUUUGGAAGACCAGCUUGUGGAUUUAGUGGUUUAUGCUAUGGAGCGCUCAGAGACAGAAGAAAAAUUUGAUGAUGGAGGCACCAGUCAGUUAUUGUGGCAGCACCUCUCCAGUCAGCUCAUUUUCUUUGUCUUGUUUCAGUUUGCUAGCUUCCCGCACAUGGUGUUAUCACUUCAUCAAAAGCUGGCAGGCCGAGGUUUAAUAAAAGGUCGAGACCAUCUGAUGUGGGUUUUAUUACAGUUCAUCUCUGGCAGUAUUCAGAAGAAUGCGCUGGCUGACUUCCUUCCAGUGAUGAAGCUGUUUGACCUUCUCUACCCAGAGAAAGAAUGUAUUCCAGUACCUGACAUUAGCAAACCACAGUCAACUCAUGCUUUUGCUAUGACUUGUAUCUGGAUACAUCUCAACAGGAAGGCACAGAAUGAUAAUUCCAAACUGCAGAUACCCAUCCCUCACUCUCUCAAACUCCACCAUGAGUUUUUGCAACAAAGUUUGAGAAAUAAAAGCCUACAGAUGAAUGAUUACAAGAUUGCCUUGCUGUGCAAUGCUUAUUCCACUAAUUCCGAAUACUUUACAUUGCCAAUGGGAGUAUUGGUUGAAACAAUAUAUGGGAAUGGAAGCUUGAGGAUAUCUCUUCCAGGAACAAAUUGCACAGCUUCAGGGUCUAUUACCCCCUUGCCUAUGAACUUACUGGAUUCACUAACAGUUCAUGCCAAAAUGAGCCUCAUUCACAGUAUAGCUACAAGGGUGAUCAAACUAGCUCAUGCCAAAUCAAGCCUAGCAUUAGCUCCUGCUCUGGUAGAAACUUACAGUCGUCUUUUAGUUUAUAUGGAGAUCGAAUCCCUUGGAAUUAAAGGUUUUAUCAGCCAGCUUUUACCAAAUGUUUUCAAGUCACAUGCCUGGGGGAUCUUACACACUCUGCUGGAGAUGUUUAGCUACCGCAUGCAUCAUAUCCAGCCCCACUACAGAGUACAACUAUUAAGUCAUCUUCAUUCUUUGGCAGCAGUGCCACAUACCAAUCAGAAUCAACUUCACCUGUGUGUUGAAAGCACUGCUCUCCGGCUCAUCACUGCUUUGGGCAGUUCUGAAGUCCAGCCCCAGUUUACUCGUUUUCUCAGUGAUCCCAAAACAGUUCUAUCCGCAGAGUCUGAGGAACUUAACAGAGCACUAAUUCUUACUCUAGCUAGAGCAACACAUGUAACCGGGUCAGAAUCUAUACAAGGUACCUGGUGUAAAGACAUUCUACAGACAAUUAUGGUUUUCACCCCUCACAACUGGGCUUCCCACACUCUCAGCUGUUUUCCAGCUCCAUUGCAGGCCUUUUUCAAACAAAACAACGUACCUCAGGAAAGCCGAUUUAAUUUAAAAAAGAACGUGGAAGAAGAAUAUAGGAAGUGGAAGUCCAUGACCAAUGAGAACGAUAUCAUUACUCAUUUCUCCAUGCAGGGUUCUCCACCACUGUUCCUCUGUCUACUGUGGAAAAUGUUGUUGGAGACUGAUCACAUUAAUCAGAUUGGCUACAGAGUAUUGGAAAGAAUUGGAGCUAGAGCUUUGGUAGCUCAUGUUCGAACAUUUGCCGAUUUUCUCGUUUAUGAAUUUUCAACCUCUGCUGGAGGGCAACAGUUGAACAAAUGCAUUGAGAUCCUCAAUGAUAUGGUGUGGAAAUACAACAUUGUCACUUUGGACAGACUGAUUUUGUGCUUAGCUUUGCGAAGCCACGAAGGGAAUGAAGCCCAAGUCUGUUACUUCAUUAUUCAGUUGCUGCUGUUAAAACCAAAUGAUUUUAGGAACAGAGUGAGUGACUUUGUGAAAGAAAACUCUCCAGAGCAUUGGCUGCAGAAUGACUGGCAUACAAAACACAUGAGCUACCACAAGAAAUAUCCUGAGAAGCUGUAUUUUGAAGGCUUGGCUGAACAAGUGAACCCUCCUGUGCAGAUUCAGCCUCAAUAUCUGCCCAUUUAUUUUGGAAAUGUCUGCCUUCGAUUUUUGCCGGUAUUUGAUAUUGUAAUCCACAGAUUCUUAGAACUACUUCCAGUUUCAAAGUCUUUGGAAACACUUCUUGAUCAUUUAGGAGGCCUGUACAAGUUUCAUGACCGACCUGUGACGUAUUUGUACAACACUCUUCAUUACUAUGAGAGACAUCUGAGAGACCGUACAAAUCUUAAACGCAAACUUGUUCAUGCAGUUAUUGGUUCCCUAAAAGAUAACCGUCCACAGGGCUGGUGUUUAAGUGAAACCUAUUUGAAAUCUGCUAUGAACGCACGUGAGGAUAAUCCAUGGGUUCCUGAUGACACUUACUACUGCAAAUUGAUUGGUCGAUUAGUGGAGACUAUGGCAGGAAAAUCACCUGGUCCAUUUCCGAACUGUGACUGGAGAUUCAAUGAAUUUCCUAACCCAGCAGCGCAUGCCCUCCAUGUUACAUGUGUGGAACUUAUGGCAUUGUCUGUAUCAGGGAAGGAAGUUGGAAAUGCACUGCUAAAUGUUGUUCUUAAGAGUCAACCUUUGGUUCCGAGAGAAAAUAUUACAGCUUGGAUGAAUGCAAUUGGACUUGUAAUUACUGCAUUACCUGAGCCCUACUGGAUAGUAUUGAAUGAUCGCAUUGUGAGUGUUAUCAACAGUGCUACACUGACCUCGGAUACAGAAUGGGUUGGCUAUCCAUUCCAACUCUUUGAUUUCACAGCUUGCCAUCAGUCUUAUUGCGAGAUGUACUGCAGCUAUGUUUUAGCCUUGGCCCAUGCUGUAUGGCACCAUUCAAGUAUUGGACAGCUUUCUCUUAUCCCCAAAUUUCUCACAGAAGUGCUGAAACCGUUAGUGAAGACAGAAUUCCAACUGUUGUAUGUAUAUCAUCUAGUUGGGCCUUUUCUGCAACGGUUCCAGCAAGAAAGGACUCGAUGCAUGCUUGAGAUCGGCAUAGCGUUUUAUGAGAUGCUACAGAAUGUAGAUCAAAACAGCAAACAUUUGAGCUAUAUGGACCCUAUUUGCGACUUCCUAUACCAUGUAAAGUACAUGUUUACAGGAGAUAGUGUGAAGGAUCAGGUGGAAAAAAUUAUCUGUACGUUAAGGCCAGCUUUAAGACUCCGGCUGCGUUUUGUGACUCACAUAAGUAAAGUGGAACCAGCAGCUCCAGUACAACCAACAAGCAGUGCUUCCCCAGCCAUCACUUCCAACCAGGUCUCCACUGGUGUUGCUCUACCAGUAACACAAUAAGAAGAUGUGGGUUGCAUUUUAUUUUGGGUGUUCAAAUGUUGUGAUGUAAUAUAUUAUUUAGUAUUUAAGACCAACUCCUGCAAUAAGGUUACUUUAAAUAUUGUACUUAUUCACAUUAUCAAAUAAACAACGCUGACCAAGAAGGAGUGUUAACUGCAUGUAUUCUGCAGAAGUUUCUUUUCCUACUACAUAAUCUUGGUCGUGAUGGCUCUAGGUUCCAUUAAAGUAAACCAAAAUGAACUGUCUUCCUUGUCCAGCAGAUCACUUGCUGAUUAACAAUGAGAAAUAUAGAUUCUAAUGUUUUAUACUAAAUGUAUUUGUUUAUGUUGGUGAUGCUUUUUAUUAUUUUUCUCCACACAAUGAAAUGUUUUUUAUUUAAAACUGAAGACAACUUUAUUCUUAUUUUUUAUUAACUUGCCUACUGUUCAUAUAAUUUUACUCAUUGACUAUAACCACUGGCGUACAAUAGUUUGACCAAAAGUGAGUGUUCCAAAACACCCAUGGCAUGUUGAUGUACUUUCUGAAGUAAUCCUGAUCUAAUGUUAGUUGCCAAGAUUCAGUCCAUGUUUUAAGUUUCAGAUUCUUGAAGCUUUACUUUGGGAUAUAAACUGGUCUCCUAACAGACUUUAAACAGAUUUAUUGGGCAAAGUUACAUGUCCAAGUGGAAGUCAAUCCAUAUUUAUUAAUGGUAUACUUUUUAUAUUUGCUUCACCUUCUGUGAUAAGGAUGAGAAAAAUUAUUUGUCUACUGGCCUUAAAUUAUUUCUGUAGUUAAGAAUUUGAGUGCUUUUAUUGAGUCAUUCAGGCAGACAGCAUGGAAAUAGCCACUGACAAUCAAACAUCUAUUUACAUUAAUCUCAUUUUAUUCUCUUGUGUUCCUGUGAACUUCCCAGAUUCUAGCAAUCCCUAACGUUAGACACAAUUUGGUGACAAAUUCAUCUACCAAUUCGCUUGCUUUUGAGAUGUGGGAGGAAAUUGGAGCACCCAGAGGAAACCAGUACAGUUACAGGAAAAACAUCUUAACUCCAUUCAUGUCAUAGCAGAGGUCAGGAUCGAACCUCGGUCUCUUGGGCUGUGAGGCAGCAGCUUCAUUAGCUCUGUGCCACCUAAUCUAAACUCUAAUUUGUAUUCAGACAUGAUAUUCUUCAAACAAAGAAAUCUUAUUGUAUCAUCCAGUUAAUAAUCUUAGUGACUGAUAAAACAACUGCACAAGUGAAUUGAAGUACAAAUAUCCUGGCAACUUUUUAAAAUCAGCUGUGAAAUAUUGAAAUUUUGAUAGCCCAUACAUUUAUUUUGUUAAAAUGAGAUUGUUGUUUUUCCAGGUUAAAUUUUAGCCAAUUUACUUUAAUUGAUUGACUGACUUGCAUUGCUUGUGAAUUUGAGUGUUUGAUAUCAUGAAGAUGGAAACACUGUUACUUCAGUUUGUUCAACAAUUAAAAAUGUACAGUAUUGUGAUAAUAAAGUGUGUCAGUCAUUGCUAUUGACUUUGUAAAGCACUCUCACUGACCUCAAGAUGACCCAAACCUUUUUACUGCAAAUUAAAUAAUUUUGAAUUGCAUUCAAUAUUACUCUCAACCUCAGUAGCCCUAUACCUUGAGGAUACUUUAUUCUGUGAGUUUUGAAAUGGCUAAUGAGACCAAUGUGGGGCCUGCAGACUUUACCACAGUUGGACGGGUAUGUCAGACUGGACAGGUGGAGGGGUAAUUUGGGAGAUAAUGCACAGGUUAUGCCUUUUACAUUGAGCUUUGAGGACAUCCUGCAAUUAUUUCCUCUAUUUACCUGUUAAUUUCAUAAUGUCAUGAAGUUCCAAUUAGUGUUUGCUUUGAGCAUCUUCUGUCAGGCAUGGAGAUGAUGUGUCUUUAUCUUUGAACCCAACAGCUUAAUUAAGGCCUCAAUGUAGGGGAUAUUGAUUUACAUAUUCAGCCAGUAAAUUUGGUUUAGAUAGUGGUAUUUCUCCAGUACUUUGGAAUGUCCACUGCAGGCAGUCCAGCAGAGCAUGGGCACUAUGCCCAAUUUGAGAUCAUUAUAUUUUCAUUACACAGCCAAAAACUUUGGCACAUUGAAGAUGAUGCUGCAUUUCUUCACCAAUAGCUCCCAUGCCGAGCAAAUCAGACUCGUGUACUCUAGGAUCGUAAGUCGGCAGGAGGAGAAGAUGGCGGCGCAAUGCAGCUCGCAGCGGCCACUCCGGUGGUGAUGUCUGUUAUCUGUCAAGUAGGGUGCUGUGCACAAUCCUGAUUUGAUGGAGACAGACGUGAGAGCAUGGAGGAACAUCUGGUGAAACUUCUGAAAUGCCUGCUUCGCUGCCACUGCUGCUAUGUGAUCCGGAAUCUCCGGAGGGGAAGGCCCCAAGUCCUCGGCUUUGCUUGUUGCAGAGGAUGGUGCUCGGUGUAGGAGGACUGGUUGGUGGCUUGAAGUUUUUGGACGGACUCAGAGUCUGCUGCGGUCGGGUGCUUCCAAUGGUGCUGCAUCAGCAAGUUUGCGGCACUUGGAGGUUCAUGGCAGGGAGAGUUUCUCCCUUCUGCCACCUGCGUGAGAUGAUGAGGCUAUCGGGACUUUUUUUUACCAUGCCCAUGGUCUGCUCUUUAUCAAAUUACAGUAUUGCUUUGCACUGUUGUAACGAUAUGUUAUAAUUAUGUGGUUUUAUCAUUUUUAGUCUUGGUUUGUCCUGUGUUUCUGUGAUAUAAUUCUGGAGGAACAUUGUAUCAUUUUUUAAUGCAUGCAUU
Molecule: messenger RNA, 7283 nt
Organism: Mobula hypostoma (lesser devil ray)
Lineage: Eukaryota; Metazoa; Chordata; Chondrichthyes; Myliobatiformes; Myliobatidae
Gene: med23
Product: mediator complex subunit 23
Exons: 30
Coding region: 344-4561 (1405 amino acids)
Biological process (GO): positive regulation of gene expression; regulation of transcription by RNA polymerase II
Cellular component (GO): mediator complex; transcription regulator complex
Source: RefSeq, a predicted model, not a curated record